AAUCUAUCAAAAUGGCAGCUAUGUAUUGAUGUCGAAAAAGUUAAUUUAUUUUACAAAAUUCAGUGAAAUUUGUUAUUUAACCUUUAAAACAUUAUUAUCAAAUCUCGCAACAUGCGUUACCUAAUAGUUAUAUUUGCUUUGGCCGCUACAGGCGCAGUCUGUGUGUCGGGGCAGUCCUAUGAAGAUAAGCGGUGCAAGUGUGUGUGUCCGAGCCCCUCCGCAGUGCUCAACAACAACUCGACUAGUAACAACACCACAUCGGACAGGAAACUCUACAUUGCCAAUGUACACCCUAAUAAAUGUAACUGCGACGGGGUGAUUUUGCCACAAGUGGGGGAACUCAUCAAGGGAAGGGAACAGGAGUUCUGCCCCCGCUGCGAGUGCAAGUACGAGAACAGGAACACCACCAUAAUCAAGGUGGUGGUGAUAAUAGUGAUCUGGGUGAUAAUGCUGCUGGUGGUCUACAUGGGCUUCCUUAUAUGUCUGGACCCGCUCAUCAACAAGCGAGCUAAGGCAUCUUACCAAGAACACACCAAUGAAGAUGAUGAAUCCUCAACUGUGGGCGCUUCAGGCCAGCCGAUGGGCGUGCGGGGCAACGUGCUGAACCGGGUCACUCACCAGCAGGACAAGUGGAAGCGACAGGUCCGUGAGCAGCGACGCAACAUAUACGACAACCACACUAUGCUCAACUAGUAGUCCGAUCAACGGGGUCCUCGGGGUGCCUGGACAAUCUCCCCGUCCGACCCUCCAGUGGGUGACGCUACUAUGU
Molecule: messenger RNA, 769 nt
Organism: Cydia amplana
Lineage: Eukaryota; Metazoa; Arthropoda; Insecta; Lepidoptera; Tortricidae
Exons: 6
Coding region: 112-693 (193 amino acids)
Cellular component (GO): lysosomal membrane
Source: RefSeq, a predicted model, not a curated record